GGGGAUUGGAGCACCUGAAUCACAUGAUAUGGAGGGGAUUGGAGCACCUGAAUCACAUGAUAUGGAGGGGAUUGGAACACCUGAAUCACAUGAUUGGGAGGGGAUUGGAACACCUGAAUCACAUGAUAUGGAGGGGAUUGGAACACCUGAAUCACAUGAUUGGAGGGGAUUGGAACACCUGAAUCACAUGACUGGGAGGGGAUUGGAACACCUGAAUCACAUGAUAUGGAGGGGAUUGGAACACCUGAAUCACAUGAUUGGGAGGGGAUUGGAACACCUGAAUCACAUGAUAUGGAGGGGAUUGGAACACCUGAAUCACAUGAUGUGGAGGGGAUUGGACACCUGAAUCACAUGAUAUGGAGGGGAAUGGAACACCUGAAUCACAUGAUGUGGAGGGGAUUGGAACACCUGAAUCACAUGAUAUGGAGGGGAAUGGAACACCUGAAUCACAUGAUAUGGAGGGUGGGGGGGACAAUAU
This is a messenger RNA of Staurois parvus, 478 nucleotides long. NCBI's taxonomy places the organism in Eukaryota, Metazoa, Chordata, Amphibia, Anura, Ranidae. The record is from the annotation of a GenBank genome assembly.